Molecule: messenger RNA, 4242 nt
Organism: Thelazia callipaeda (thelaziosis nematode)
Lineage: Eukaryota; Metazoa; Nematoda; Chromadorea; Rhabditida; Thelaziidae
Source: the annotation of a GenBank genome assembly
AUGAAUAUAAUACCAGCAUCGCCUUCAGUUUCAUUUUCUGCAUCGCGAGCAAGUGUUAAAAAAAGAAAAGCGCAUGAAACUGUAAUUGAAGAAGAUGAGAAGGGAAGAUAUAUAGACAGUACGACUGUUCCAGCUAUUUCAUUGCUAUCAUCACUCGAUGAAAUAGAGAAAAAAGAUGAGGUAGAACUAAUUCAAGCAGAAGAAAGACAACGGGAAAUUGAAAUUGUAGAUGAUGAUGUUGAUGCAGAAGAAGAAAAGCCAAUUGAUAAAUCACCUGACGGACGAUUUCUGAAAUUUGAUGAAGAACUGGGACGUGGAUCGUUCAAAACUGUUUACCGAGGUUUAGAUACAGAAACUGGUGUAGCAGUUGCUUGGUGUGAACUUCAAGAAAGCAAGUUAAAUAAAACAGAAAGACAACGCUUUCGAGAAGAAGCAGAAAUGCUCAAGGGCUUGCAACAUCCCAAUAUUGUACGGUUUUAUGAUUAUUGGGAAAGACAAGAUAGUUCUGGAAAGAAAAGGUACAUUGUAUUGGUAACAGAGUUGAUGACAUCCGGAACCUUGAAAAUGUAUUUGAAGCGAUUCAAACGAAUUAACAUAAAGGUACUGAAGUCAUGGUGUCGACAAAUAUUGAAGGGUCUUUCUUUCCUUCAUUCUCGUAACCCACCGGUAAUUCACAGAGAUCUCAAAUGUGAUAAUAUAUUUAUCACAGGCACAACAGGAAGUGUUAAAAUUGGGGAUUUGGGAUUAGCAACUUUGAAAAAUAAAUCGUACGCUAAAAGCGUUAUUGGAACACCAGAAUUUAUGGCUCCUGAAAUGUAUGAAGAAAUGUAUGAUGAAAGCGUUGACGUGUACGCUUUUGGAAUGUGUUUAUUGGAGAUGGUAACUGGCGAAUAUCCUUAUAGCGAGUGCCUGUUUCCUGCACAGAUUUAUCGAAAAGUUACUACCGGUGUAAAGCCGGAAUGCUUUACCAAAAUUCCUCAGCAGUACCCCGAAAUCCGAGAAAUCAUUGACCGAUGCAUACGGGUACGGCGUGAAGAAAGAGCAACUGUGAAACAGUUAUUAUCAGAUGAUUUUUUUACGCCAGAGGAGCUCAUCGGUAUACGGGUUGAAAUUAAAAAUCGAGAUGCAGAUCUUAGCGAUAUUAAUUCUGAAAUUCAAAUGCAACUGAGAGUGUUUGAUGAAAAAAAGAGAAAGCAGUAUCGUUUUAAAGAAAACGAGGGUUUGCAAUUUGCUUUCGAUAUUGAGUCUGAUAAAGCAGAAGAGGUAGUACAACAAAUGAUUGAACAACAACAUAUUCCCGAAGAGGAUACUCGUAUGAUUACCAAACUGAUUAAAGAUAAGGUUGAAGCUUUUAAACGUGAUCGUGAAUUUCGUCAUGCAGAAUUGAAGCGUUUACGGGAGGAAGAACAACGAAAGCAGGAAGAAGAAGCUAUUCGUAAUGAAAUGAUGCUAAGAGCGAAAGAAAAAGAACGCAUAGAACGCUCAACAGCCACAACUAUCGAACAACAAGAGCAGCAACUACACUCUCAGCAACCGCCACAAUUACAACAGCAACAGCGAAUCGUAGUAUCACCAGACAAUGAAGAUUAUUAUGAUGGACCUGUUAAGCAUAAAAAAUCAAAGAAGAAAGUCGUCAUUGAAGUUCUACAUGUAGUGACGGAUGAACUUAAUCAGCAACCAUUGGUCAGCUGCCGUUUGGAUACAUCACAUAAAACGGUCACAUUUCAGUUUGCUCCAGAUUCUGAUAAGCCAUCAGUAAUCACUAAAAAAUUGCUGGAUCAAGAUUGCUUGACGAAUCCACAAGUAGGAAUUGUUGGUGAUCAACUCGAAAAAAUCAUCGAGAUGUUAGUUGCUGAUCCAGUAAAGGCAGUUGGCGCAAAAAUCAUAAGUUUUGUGGAUCCGGCAUGUGCGCAUACGGGAACCGAGGCGAAUAUACCGCAGUCUAUUGCAACUCUAAUUACAUCAGAUGCUUCACAAGAAACUAAAGCAUUGGCUGUGUCAGUCACUCCAGAUACGCUGAAUGUUCAGUCUCCUCCUUUGACCGAGACAAUUUCAGAUGAUCACUUAACAACAAUGUCGGUAGAUUCACAAUCGGUGUCUGAUACUAUUAUAUUAUCAUCCAUUAGCCCAAGUGAAACAAAGUCAUCUGUUUCGGUUUCACAGGACUCAACUGGGUCAGCGCAACCUGCAGAAUCCUCUACUUCACUUGUUUCGCAAUCAUCUAUUUCUGAAACCGUAGCAAAUGCAAAUAAUACUACAGUCUCACCAGCGGCUAAGACAUCGCGAUUUUUGGUUACUAAAUCAACGUUACCUGCUGAUGUGUAUACUUCGUCUGUUACAUGCCCAUCAGUUAACUCUGAUUCCCACAGCAAAUUAACAGCCACCACAAGUUUGUCCUCACAAUCUCUUGCAUCGCAAACGGCUUCUCCCUCCUCAUCAGCGAUAUCACCCCAAACCGCUAAAAGUACUACUCAAGUUACACCUUCUGUGUCAUCUUCAUCGAUUAAAUCAUCAGAAUCAGCAACAGUAAUUAGUCGUUUCAAGGUGCAGCCAGUGCCAUCAUCUUCAGUUCCUAGUAAUGAAACCAUUAGUUGCAUAGAUGACUUAAUCAGUGAAUCACAAGUUCCUGGUCCGGUUGCUCCUGAGUCUUGUGUUUCCGAGUCGUGUAUUUCCGAGUCUUGCAUUUCCGAGUCCUGUAUUUCUGAGUCUGAUUUUCAGUCAUCUCCAGCCACACUGGCAUCAACUCAGCAGUCUGUGACUUCUGUAAGAAACAAUUCCCCAGUCGCGGUUCUUGACAGUAAUUGUGUAUCUUCAACAUCGCUCAAUAAUAUGAGUUCAUCUGAAACCAGCGUAGAACGACAAACAACACUUAGAAAGCUGGAAACCGAACUUCGUAAAGUCAGCGGUGUAAAUAUGCCGAAUAAUGUCUCGAAUCUUGCGAAAUCAGGAUCUGUCCAAUCACCGGAUCCUCAAACCACUGCAACAGGCUUAUCGUCAUGUCCAUCUUUACCGCAAACGCCGUCUGUAUAUGGUAAUUUGACGCACAAUUUAGCAGGCUUGAAUGACAAGCUACUGGCGCUAAGCCAAAAAAUGCAGGGUGAACAAUUGGAAGAGAUCAUUCAGCAGGAUAACGAAACCAUGACUCCAGCAACGCAAAUAGAGCAAUCUCCGGUAGCCACGCCUACGCCAGAUCUGCUAGUUGAAUCAACACUUCCAGUAGCUACAGCUUCAAUGUCUAGUAUUGUAUCUGAAACGAUAACACCCGGGAAAACUAGUGCUACGCCGGAAGCAGAAAUACUACAUGUGGAUACUCUGAAUGAACUUGCUGAUGCCCUACAAAAAGUAAUUCAUGUUGAACCACGUGAAACUGGUUCUGUACCACCAAUAGGUGUUGAUAGUUCCGGUCAAACUGCACCUGUUUCCACGGACCGUCAAUCACCAAGUGGAGGGGGCGUGCCUCAUACUACAAGUAUUACAUGCUCGCAAGAUACUGCUUCGGGAGUAGAUAAGAGAGCUAUGUCAACAAGUGUUACAACAAUGCAAUUACCAGAAGAAACGAAAAUAUUGGUAAACAGUAAUAGUGAAGCAGAAGGAGGUACCGGUAGACCCGAAGAUGAAACUUAUUCUGAGAUCGCUUCUCCUAAUGCUGUUGCAAGCGACGAGACAUUGGCAUUUGCUCCUGCUGCACCUAUCCAAGUUAGCAGUAAUCCAAAUAUGGUAACAUCAGAUGGAGGAUGUUCAGCUAAUUCCAAUUCAGCUCCUUUAGCAAAAUUUGAAAAUUUGGAAUCAGCGUUAACAACGACUUUGGGUACACAUGGAUGUUGCUCAACGGUACCUCAUAUCGUUCAUUCAGCGCAACAAAGUUGCCGUAUCAAUAAUAUUACUAUUGCAAACAUGAAUUCGCAUCAAGUGAACUUAACGCAGGUUUCCUCGUUGGAUGCUAUUCAUCUCUCACAACAGCAGUGUGUCAUGUCAACUGAAAUGGCUGAUUCUGCACAUCAGUACACCAAUGAGCUUGAUUCGGUGGCUAUACCGCAAAGUGCUGUCUUUCAUGUUGGUACUCCACCAGUGCUUUUCAGUGAUUCUGGUAGUCAAACGGAAAUGGCCAGUGUUCGUGAUCCACUCGAACACAUUUUUAGUCCAACAACAUCCAACAACUCCGAUUAUGAUUUUCAGCACAUUGAAAUUCAUACACGUAUCAUGAAGGUAUCAGUAUCGUGUGAACACUGCACAGCGCUUUGA